Messenger RNA from Tetrahymena thermophila SB210, 1137 nucleotides. Its product is annotated as transmembrane protein, putative. The transcript has 3 exons. The record is from RefSeq and is a predicted model, not a curated record. NCBI's taxonomy places the organism in Eukaryota, Ciliophora, Oligohymenophorea, Hymenostomatida, Tetrahymenidae.
AUGAAAUAUUACAAAGACGAUGUUUUAAGUAAAUUCACUGCUAAAUUCAAAGAUAGUGAUUUCGAAAAUAAAUUUCAUGUGGAUUUGUAUUCCAAGAGAUUUAAGCUGGUUUAUUUAAUAGCUAUUUAAAUUGUAGUGUAGAAUUCGUCAUUAAUGAUAUUUGUAAAUGGAUAUGAUCUUUAUUAUUUGAUUUAAGUAAUAGCAGCAGCUAUAUUUAUGGUAUUUAUCAGAUAUACACCAAGGAAAUACUCUCAGUAUAUUAUACUUCUUACUUAAAUAUAUACUACUUACUCUAUUUGCAGUGUAAAUUAAAUCAACACAAAUAGACAUCGCGAAAUUUAUUUUCUUAAUGGAAUUGCUUAGGUUAUGUAUUGGAUAGUUGAAUGCCAGAAUUUUUUAGCUGAAUCUCUCUCAAUGUUAAUAAAUUUUGGCAUAAUCACAUAUUACCAAUAAAUACCUUAUAAUUACAGCAUCAAUUACUUUUUAGCAAUAACAAUAAUAUGCUUUUAUAAAUAUUCUCACAAUAUCAACGAUAGAAAAUUGUACCUUGCUCUUAAGAACUUCUAAGAGUGGGAGCGUCUCUCCGAAAAGAUAAUACCUAAUUUAUUUAUUUUACAGUCAUUUGAUUACAGAACUCACCGAAUGAAGGUCUAUGGUAUUUAAAUUAAAUUAAUUAAAAAUGAAAUUUACACUUUAAAUAGAAAAUUUAAUGAAGUAAUUUAUUAAUACCCAAUCUAUCUAUCUAUCUAUCUAUCUAUCUAUCUAUCUAUCUAUCUAUCUAUCUAUCUAUCUAUCUAUCUAUCUAUCUAUCUAUCUAUCUAUAUUUUCAAUAGUAAAUCUUUUUUGCCACAUAUUAAAUUAAUUAACUUCUAAACAAAAAUACAAAUUUUAUCUGAUUAAAAUCUUACACUUUAUCUAUAACUUAAAAAUCCAUAAAUACACUGUCAUUUUUCAUUUUUAAUCAAUCUAAAUAUUAACACAUUAAUACAGUUUUUUGAGGAUAAAAUAAAAUAAUAAAUAACUAAAAAAAAAUUUAUUUAGUUAAUUUAUGAGAAGUAAGAGUUGAUAAUUUUUAUUUUGAAAUAAUAAUUUUCUAAUUUAAAAUAUUAUAUAUUACCAAAUAAAUAUUAACUAUGA